This is a messenger RNA of Phytomonas sp. Hart1, 1506 nucleotides long. The record is from the annotation of a GenBank genome assembly. NCBI's taxonomy places the organism in Eukaryota, Euglenozoa, Kinetoplastea, Trypanosomatida, Trypanosomatidae.
AUGCGAUGGGCGGUGGAUAUAGCAGGGAUUGAUAUUGAGGCAGACUUGAGACAUGAGGCGAACAAAAGAAUUCCUCAAGAGCCUACCGGCCUUCAGAAAGCGCGAUGGCUCGCGCUUGACGAUCAAAAGCUAGGUAAUGGGGAACACACCGAGAUCUUAGGGAGUGUGUGGGUACCUAACCAAGCUGAGUUACAGAAGUUAUACGAUGCGCGUAUUUCGAACCCGAAGUUGCUGGAAACCCCCUUUGGCUUGCGUCAACAGCAGUUUUUUCAGGGUUCUAUGCCGAAAAGGCGAAAUGAGGGAAGCAGUAGUAUUAAUUCAAACAAUAUGCCGCUUAGCCAGGGUGCGAGCACGCAGUCUUUAGACAAGAGCUUCGAGUCGUUUAAAUGCAAGGAGAUAUGCAUUUUUUCAACCUUCUUAAACCCACAAGGCAAGCGAACGGCUGUGACUAUUGUCAUGAACCAGCCAGUCUUCAAAGGUGUCGACGUCGUGAACGCCUUUCUGAAGAAUUAUGUCAAUGCCGACGAACGCCUAUCCCAGCGGUUCUCCACCAACCCACGCCUGUACAAACUUUUCUUCGCCGAUGAAUUUACCGGGGAGGAGGAUAUGGCGGUUCAACUUGAUCUCAUCGCGCAAAAUUUUUCCUGUUACUUUGUCAAUCCCUUACCCGCGGCCAGGCUGUACUUGUUUCCGCAGCGCACCGGGCUUCUGCCAUCCACGCCAUAUGAUAUCCAUUUAACGGUACAGAUCCGUCCUUUGGACCAUCAAGGAAAGCCAAUCCAGCGAAAAUGUUUAGUCCCCGCCGAUAUGUUAGCCGAGAAUCUCGAGACGACCGUUUCGAGCCGACUUCUUUCCAGCGCGAUCGUGCAAGGGUCGCUGCGGAUUAAAUAUGGUCCGUUGGAGCUGAAUAUUAACGAAUAUUGCGAUUUUGGCCCCGGUUGUGGUCGUCCGAGUUGCCCCAUUGCGGAGCGGACGAUUCUUUCGUUAUACCGCUUUGGCGUGACGGAGGUGGUGGUGAGUGGGCGCGCUGUGGAGGACGUCGCGGGGGAAGGCCCGGUGAAGGAUUCGGACGCGAUCGCGAUCGAGAUGGACCUCAAUGAGGCCUUUUCCUUCCAACAGUUCGAGGUGAUUCGGAUUAAUCGAUAUGGCGCUCGACAACAGUGGUUGCUGUGCGUGGAUGGGGAGCACCUGUACACGGUGAAGCCGAACUCGGAUUCCAUCAAGACGGUGGAGAGGCCGAUUAAGGAUAUCGAGGAGGUGCGUGUGUUCUCGAGUAGGCCGCGGUAUAUGGAGGUCGUCUACACGCGUGCAUCACGUCUGGAAGAGGAUCACUUCGAGUGCAGUACGGCGAGCAAUUGUGCCUUUUUAAAUGAGAAAUUGCGUAUUAUUCGUCACGAAUUGCAUAAAAAACAAGAAAAGGAAAUCCAGGCCGCGGCGGCAAAAGAGCGGCAUAGCCUUAUCCAUCGUUUGUUAGAUGGAUUUAAGUCCAGGUGGUUCAUUUUUUGA